AUGGAUUAUUUCGGAGAUCGGGAGGAGAGAGAGCAUAACAAAUCCAUCGUCCGCCUGUUGGAGGAACGACGAUCACGCCCCGGCUCACCGGCACGGACACCAAAUCCGCCACUAGAGCCCCUGGACCUAGCUGACCGCGCCGUUCUCCGUAUAGCAGAUGAGCGUGAUGAGAUCCAGAAGAAGACGUUCACAAAAUGGGUGAACAAACAUAUAAUCAAGGCUCGUAAACAGGUCACUGACCUUUACGAAGACAUGAGAGAUGGACAUAAUUUGAUUUCAUUAUUGGAAGUACUAUCACAAGAAAUUAUUCCAAGGGAACGAGGAAGACUCAGAUUUCAUCGUCUUCAGAACGUGCAGAAUGCGUUAGACUUUCUUCGUUACAAGAAGAUCAAACUUGUCAACAUCCGGAAUGAUGAUAUUGUGGACGGGAAUGCUAAAUUGACUCUUGGAUUAAUAUGGACCAUCAUCCUUCACUUCCAGAUAUCCGACAUCAUUGUAACUGGUCAGCCAGAUGACAGGAAUGUUAAAGAAGCCUUGUUGCUAUGGAGUCGGAGGACUACAGAUGGCUACCCUGGUGUAAAUAUUAAAGAUUUCAGUCGUAGCUGGAGAGAUGGCUUAGCAUUCAAUGCAAUUUUACAUAGAAAUAGGCCUGAAUUAAUUGAUUUCAAAUCACUUAGUAGAGAUGACCACAAAGCAAAUUUAGAGAAUGCUUUUAGCGUAGCGGAAAAUCACUUUGGUGUAACUAGGCUACUAGAUCCAGAAGAUGUAGAUCGAGUAGACCCAGAUGACAAGUCUAUUAUGACGUACGUUUCUUCCAUGUAUGAUGUAUUUCCUGAGGUUCCUAAUAUUGAAUCAUCACUCGCAGACAAUGAGAGAGCGCUGAGAUGGGAGGAAUAUCAGGACUACGCCGGUCGCCUCAUGCAGUGGGUCACGCACUCAACAGCACUGAUGGAAGACAGGAACUUUCCAAACAAUUUACAAGACACUAGACAACUAUUACAACAGUUCAACCAGUACAGACUGGAAACAGUGCCUCCGAAAAUGAGCGAGAAACAUAAAGUUUUGGGAAUGUUCAAAGAACUAGAGAAAUUGUUUGCACCAACUGGUCAGUUUCACGUACCACAGGGCCUGGAUAUACACGACAUAGAGCAAGCGUGGGAUCGACUUAUGAUUGCACAGCAAGAAAGAGAUAAAAUGCUGAGAUCCGAAAUCAAUAGAUUAGAAAACUUAUACCUAUUAGGAGAGAAAGUCCAGAGACAAAUCCGUAGAACCACCGAUACAUUAGAUGGACUAGAAAGGAGAAUAGAAGCUGAUGAACCUAGGAUAGAUAAGAUGCAUCCAGCGGAUGCUAAAAAGAGAGUUGAUCAGAUCGAUGCUGGACUCAAGAUGUGUGAGACAGCGAUUCGUGAGAUGUUCAACGACACCCAAGCUUUGAAGGACGGACAAUAUUACCAAGCUGAUAUAAUUUACAGAAGAGUAUUCAAUUUACAUGAAAGAUGGUUGGCAUUACGUAAUAGACUACAUACGAACCUUACUUCUAAAGUAGCUACCAUGACAUUGACGACGGAGGAAACUACAUUGACAAAAAGAUACGAAACAAGAACAGAGUACAGAGUUGUUGAAACAAAUGAAAUAUUUAAAUUCAUUCAAGAAUGUCUCAUUUGGAUACAGAAUAAGCAGGCUGCCAUAGACUCCCUGGACUAUGGCAACGAUCUGCCGAGUGUCCAGAGAUAUUUGCGACAACACAGUGAAGAACACCGCGUCAUUACAGAAUUCAAAACUAACAUCGAUAGAUGUAGGGAUGCCAAAGCUGCCAUAGACUCCCUGGACUAUGGCAAUGAUCUGCCGAGUGUCCAGAGAUAUUUGCGACAACACAGUGAAGAACACCGCGUCAUUACGGAAUUUAAAACUAACAUCGAUAGAUGUAGAGAUGCCAAAAGUAACUUGAGUGGUGAUGAGUAUACGCUAUACUCUCAACACUUGUCCAGAUUAGAGCAAGUGUACGCAUCGUUAUUAGACUCUUCCGCUAAGAGAAUCAAAGACUUGGAAUUGUUAUUAGAGUUUAUGCAGGCCGCGACUACAGAGCUAAUGUGGUUGAACGAGAAGGAAGAGACAGAAGUAUCAAGAGAUUGGAGUGCUAAAAAUCUUGAUGUUCCCGAACUUGAGCAAUACUUUCAGAAUCUGUUAUCUGAACUGCAGAACCGUGAGGGUCAGUUCAAAAUAAUACAGAAUAAUGGACAACAGCUUGUCUUACAUAGCCAUCCAGCAUCACAGACUAUUGAGGCAUAUUUACAGGCGAUGACCUCACAGUGGGAAUGGCUGUUACAGCUCACCAUAUGCCUGGAACAACACCUGAAACAUGCCGCAGCCUAUCAUCAGUUUUAUGGAGAUGCUCAUGGAUGCGAACAGUGGUUGAGUGACCAAGCAGAAUUAUUAAACCGAAAAUAUGACAGAUCGGAUUUAUCACUUGAAGAAAGUACCGAUCUCCUUCAGGAACUUUUUGAAAUGAAGGAAAAACUUAUGGAGUACAAAGAUGUUGUUAGUGAUUUGGUAGUUAGAAGUAAACAUAUUGUUCCUUUAAAACAAAGAAAACAGUAUCCUGAAAACUAA
This is a messenger RNA of Saccoglossus kowalevskii, 2610 nucleotides long. RefSeq lists its product as uncharacterized. Gene Ontology annotation, molecular function: protein binding; structural molecule activity. Gene Ontology annotation, biological process: intermediate filament cytoskeleton organization; wound healing. NCBI's taxonomy places the organism in Eukaryota, Metazoa, Hemichordata, Enteropneusta, Harrimaniidae. The record is from RefSeq and is a predicted model, not a curated record. Gene Ontology annotation, cellular component: intermediate filament; cytoplasm; membrane.